AUGAAAUCUUUAUUCACCCUCUCAUUUAUAGACUCGGAACUUUUGAAGUUGUACAUGACUACUAGAUAACGUGAUGUUGUCAAGAUCAGCCUUAUUAUUUGGCUUUCUAUGACAUAUAAAUUUUAGAAAACAGUAGAUUUCCACGCUCCUUUACUAGUUAUGACUCAAAUCUAUAAUCUCUAUUAAGUUGGAACUAGCAAUGCCAAAACAGAUAAUAUUGCCCUUGUUAAUAAUAUAGUUGGAUUUAAUUUUUUCAUGCUAUCAGGUCUCCUUACUAGUAGCAAAUGGUAUUAUACAGCAGUUGGAUUCGCAAGCAGUAUGCUUGCCACAAUACUGUUUUAUUCACUAUUUGUUGGCAUUGAGGAAGUACCUACUCUAAUGUAAUUUGUUGUCACCACAUCAAUCGUUGCAUAUUCUUCUUACAUGAUAGAAUAUAGAACAAAAAUGGAAUUAUUAUAAAUUGUGCAAGUCAAAAGAAUGAAUGAAGAACUAUAAGGUAUACUCAUGAAUUUUCCAGAAGGUAUAAUACUCUACUCACAAGACAAUGGAGAAGUAAUACUUGCUAAUAAAGAAAUGAAAAGGAUCUUUAAGUGCUAAUCAGAUUAAAAUGAAAAAAACCUAGUCAAAUAGAAAAUAAAUUAAAACCUACUUCUGCCUGUUAAUCUUCUCAAUUAAUAACAAUAAUUAGCAACCGAAGGAAAAGAACUAAUGAGGAGCUAGCAAAAAGUAAGUAUGAUUACAGCAGCUUAAAACUAUGAAGAGGGUCAAUGCUUCUAAAUGGAUGAGAUUUUAAAUCCUAUAAGGGAGUCUAAUCCUGUUUUUGAAACAUUUCAGGGUAGCAAUAUUAAUUAAGAUAUGUCUUAAGAUAAUAGUUAAGAAUUAAUAACAAUUAAAGAAAGCAAGAUUCUCUAUGAGAGUAAAAAUCUCAGUAUGAUAAUGGUAAAAUGCAUGACUCCUCUAAUGCGCUAUGAGAAGCUUAAACUUGAAAAUCACUUCUAUGAAAUGCUGACUGCUACAGUUUCUCACGAUAUGAGGACUCCAUUAAAUGCGAUGUGUGGUCUAUUAUCAAAUAUAGAGCCUUUUAUUGUUUAUGAGGUGGGCCAGAAACUUCUACGAAUAGUUAAAAGUUCCAGCAAAAUAUUACUUUUUCUGGUAAAUGAUUUACUUGAUUUCUAACAGAUUAAGAAUGGAAAGUUUAGAAAAAAUGAGAUGCCAUGCAACAUAAAAGAUACCAUAAACGAGGCGAUUGAGAUUAUCAAAUUGGCGAUUGAGGAAAAAGGACUUACUCUAAAUUUCCAUAUUGAAAAUAAUAUACCAGAGGAACUAGUUACUGACUCUCAAAGAAUAAAUCAAAUAUUACUUAACCUUCUCUAAAAUGCAUUAAAGUUCACUCAUAAGGGAGAAAUAAAUCUUUUUAUUAAAUACGAUGCUGUUUAUAACAAGCUCUUCUUUACGGUCAAGGAUUAAGGUAUUGGAAUUAAGCAUGAAGACAGAAAAAAACUAUUCACUCUAUUUGGUAAACUAGAGUCAACUGCUUCUAUCAAUACUUCAGGAAUAGGUCUAGGACUUAAUAUUUGCAAGAUGAUAGUCGAGAGUUUUGGGGGCUAGAUUUAUAUUGAAGAUAACAAAGGGGAAAGUGGUACCUCUUUUACUUUUACUAUCUAGUGUAAAGGAGAUAUAAGCAAUGUAGAUUUUGUGAGCUAUCUAAACACCUAGAGAUCAAAUACAUCUUAAAAUAUACUUUUCACAAACAUAGAUCAGGACUUGAUUGAUCACUGCCAGGUAGGCCUUGAGAUAGAAAAAUACAUGAAUUAAGAAAAAUGUGACGUAUCUAUCGACUCCGAGAAUUACUCUUCAGUGAGAAAAUUAACUGAUGUUGAAGUUUAUUAACCUUCAAUUCGCUAGUUGAAACUAGAAAAAAUAUAAUAAUGUCCAUGUCAAUAAAGAUAAGAUAUUUUGGUAGUUGACGAUAAUAUUUUUAAUGUAGUGACUCUUCAAACUAUUUUGGAAUUUUAAUUCAACUUGAAAUCAGAUAAAGCAAUGAAUGGUUUAGAUGCUUUAAAAAAAGUUGAGGAAAGAAUUAAUUUGUAGCAAGACUCCCCCUGCUUCUGCAAAUUGUAGAGGAAAAAUUAUAAGUUAAUAUUUAUGGACUGUAACAUGCCAGUUAUGGAUGGCUUCUAAGCGACAGAGUAAAUAAGACUGCUUCAAAAUCAAACAGAUGUUAAAAUUAAGAUUAUCGCAUUAACUGCGUACACCACAGAUAAUUUUAAAAUAAAAAGUUCGGAAGCAGGAAUGGAUUCCUUCAUAACAAAACCCAUCUAAUGCGAAAUUAUAAAAGCACUACUCAUUCAAGAUGGCUUUAUUUAAAAUUGA
Molecule: messenger RNA, 2373 nt
Organism: Stylonychia lemnae
Lineage: Eukaryota; Ciliophora; Spirotrichea; Sporadotrichida; Oxytrichidae
Source: the annotation of a GenBank genome assembly